Messenger RNA from Leptopilina boulardi, 2118 nucleotides. Its product is annotated as peptidoglycan-recognition protein LC-like. The record is from RefSeq and is a predicted model, not a curated record. The transcript is spliced from 3 exons. Gene Ontology annotation, molecular function: zinc ion binding; N-acetylmuramoyl-L-alanine amidase activity. Bases 534 to 1904 code for a protein of 456 amino acids. NCBI's taxonomy places the organism in Eukaryota, Metazoa, Arthropoda, Insecta, Hymenoptera, Figitidae. Gene Ontology annotation, biological process: peptidoglycan catabolic process.
UAGUAGAAGAGGGAAUGAACAGUUCUCGAUGGAGAGUAAACAGUUAAAGUUGAAAAUUACAAUUCUCCGAUAAUUCUCUAAUUUAUAAAUAUAUGUGAUUCUUCCUCCCACGCAUUAAUCAUAAUCGAUAACCGCGUGACAAAAAAACACCGAUAAAACAGUUUUACUAAAAAAUAAUAUUAUCGAGAAGAAAUAAUUUAUCAAAAAAAAAAAAAAAAAAUGUUUGGAAUAUUUAAUAUAAAGUGAAUUCCUGGAACAAAGUGCAACGAUUGAUGCGUCAACAAAGUUGUCUGCAAAACUAAAGAAAAAAAAAAUUCUCUGCAAGACAAAUGAAUUUCGUAUGUGAAAACAAAAAAAAUUUUUGAUUAGAUUUAAAAUAUUUAAUUAAUUUGUUUUUUAUAUUACUUACGAUGAUAUAUUUGUCAUCAGAAAAUACCAGAUGGAUUAUUAUUGAUUCCAAGCAAUCGUGUUGUUUGUUUAUUAUUAAUAAUUGAUUCCAAUUUUGAAUAUGAUUUGGACGAGGAGGUAUUUAAAUGCCAUUCGAUGAUUUAGGCAAAAGUAUUGAGAGUAUGGUGACUCUGGACCAAAAGCAGCAUCAACAAAAUCGUCAAGAACAGGACCAAAUUGAGAAUGACGAUCAUCACAUUUCCAAAUUAAAUUCCAAUGAUGAAUUCCAAAAAAAUUUUCGUAAUCUAAAAACAUUGAAUGGAAUUAGAAAAAAUAAUGAAGAAAUAAUAGAAGAAGUAGAAGAAGUAGAAGAAGAAUUGGAAAUAAAAGAAAUUAAGAAAAAAGAAGAAAAUGAGGCAAAUGUUGUAAAUUCCGAUGAUUAUUAUUUGGAUAUUGAAAGUUAUGAUGAAUCAACGGCAAGUAGUGACGUGGAGGAAGAUUUGGAAGAAAAUGUUCUUCGCGAUAGGGGAUGGAUUUCCGAAAUUCCGAGUGCUUCACCCCAAUCAUUAUGUGAGAUAGGUACCGGUAAUGGUGUUGCAUUACCAACAGUGGAAGCACCAUGUUUUGGUGAUGUUUGUGUAAAAAAUUCCAAUAACGUUCAUUUGGGUAGCAAAACAUUUUACAAGGGACCAGUGACAAUUAAACAAUUUGUCUACAGUAAUUCCGAAUUUAAAAAAGAUGAGGAAUUGGGAGAUGAUGAGAAACGGGACUCAGUGCCAAGUCAAAAUAUUAGUCAAACUUCUGAUGUGCCACUUAAUUCUGAAUUUGUCAAAGUUAAACAAUGGCUGAUAACAUGGAAAUGGGCUGCAAUAUUUUGUACAAUAGCCUUAAUGUUCGUGACAAUCAUUGUUAUGAUUGUAUUAACAUCAAAACAUAAUAAUAAAACUCCUCAUCUUCCUAUAUACCCGGAAUUACCUGAUUCAUCAACUGGCGGUGAUGUUUGGAUUCAUGGUGUUAAAAUAAUUCCACGUGAUCAAUGGAUCGCUCAAAUUCCAUCUCAACCUCGAGAAACAUUAAUUACACCGGUGAAAUAUGUAUUCAUCAGUCAUACGGCAACGGAUUUCUGUAAUAGUCAAGCACAAUGUGUACAUCGAGUAAGAUAUAUUCAAACAUUUCAUAUGUCAUCAAAUCAUUGGGCAGAUAUUGCAUAUAAUUUUCUUGUUGGUGGAGAUGGUAAUAUUUAUGAGGGUCGAAGUUGGGAUACUGUUGGUGCUCAUACAUUUAAUUAUAAUAAUAUAAGCAUUGGCAUAUCGUUUAUUGGUACAUUUAAUGAUUAUAUACCACCGAAAAGUCAACUUUUUGCGGCACAAAAAUUAAUUGAAAAAGGCGUUGAACUUGGUAAAAUAAAUAAAAAUUAUACAUUAUUGGCACAUCGUCAAGUGUCAAAAACUGAAAGUCCAGGCGAUGCUCUUUUUACAGUUAUUAAAAAAUGGCCUCAUUGGUCGCAAACACCAUAAAAAUAUUAUUUUGUGAAAAAAAAGCAAAAAAUUGUCGAAUAUUUUUUAGAACUGAAUUUAAUUAUCUCAUUUAUCUUAUAACGAAUUUAUCUAAUUUUUAAAAAAUUAAUUUUAAUUGAGUUUUUCUGUGAUUAUAAACAAUAAGUAAAGAAAUAUUUCUUUUUUGUAAGUAAAAUUUGAAAACGAUUAAAAUAAAGGAAAAUAUAUGUAUAUA